UCCAACUCUCUCUAAGAUUGAUCGCAUCUUGUAACAAUCAUCAAAUCAAGCUUUCAAAACCAAGAAAUUUGUACUAUGGAUUCUCUCAUAGACCAACCAAAAACUCCUCAACUUUACGAACAAAUUGCAAGAAACGUUUCAAUGCCAGUUUCAACUCGAUCUCACACAAUGAACAAUUCAAAUCCACAUCAAGGUUUAAAGAAGAAAUUGAAACCCCUAACACUGUUAUACAAACAAAAAAACCUUUUACCUCCCAAGAACCCUUCUUCCAAGAACCGUGUGGUGGCUCGGAAGCUGUCGUUACCGGAAACGGAGAAAACAGGGAACAGAGUAACGGUGUUUGUGAGAGUGAGACCAAUUUCGAAGAAGGAAAAGGAAGCGGAUUCGAGGUGUUGUGUAACGAUCGUGAAUCCCCGUGACGUUUAUUUGACCGAAUUCGUUAAUCCUAACGGUUACUUGAGGUUGAAGAGAAUUCGUAGACGUCAUUUCACCUUUGAUGCUUGCUUUCCUGAUUCAGCUACUCAACAGGAAGUUUAUUCCACCACAACCUCAGAACUUGUGGAAGGAGUUCUACAAGGGAGGAAUGGGACAGUUUUUUGUUAUGGUGCCACUGGAGCUGGAAAAACUUACACAAUGCUUGGUACAGUGGAGAGCCCGGGGGUGAUGGUGUUGGCAAUUAAUGAUCUUUUCGGUAAAAUCAAGACGAGAAGUUGUGAUGGAAACUAUGCUGUUCAUUUGUCCUAUCUUGAGGUUUAUAAUGAAACCGUAAGAGAUUUGAUUUCACCUGGAAGACCUCUAGUUUUGAGAGAAGAUAAACAGGGGAUUGUGGCAGCAGGUCUUACACAAUACAGAGUUUACUCUACUGAUGAAGUGAUGAUAUUGCUUCAGCAAGGAAAUCAUAACAGAACUACAGAACCAACUCGUGCAAAUGAAACAUCUUCACGUUCCCAUGCUGUCUUGCAGGUUGUUGUUGAAUACCAAGUUAGAGAUGCUGCAAUGAAUAUUAUUAAAAAUGUGGGAAAGCUCUCGUUGGUUGAUCUUGCAGGGUCAGAGAGAGCUCUUGCCACAGAUCAAAUAACACUUAGAUCUCUUGAGGGUGCCAACAUUAAUCGGUCUCUUCUUGCACUAAGCAGCUGCAUCAAUGCUCUUGUAGAUGGAAAGAAGCAUAUACCAUACCGAAAUUCAAAAUUGACUCAGCUUCUCAAAGAUUCACUAGGAGGAACAUGCAGCACUGUCAUGAUUGCUAACAUAAGCCCAAGUAGCCUCUCAUCUGGUGAAACUCAAAACACCCUUCAUUGGGCUGAUAGAGCCAAGGAGAUUCGAACAAAGACAUGGAUGCAGGCAAAUGAUGCAAAUGAGGAUCUAUUUCCAGUAAUUGAAACAGGAACAGACCAGGCCACGCUAGUACUUGAGCUGCAAAAGGAGAAUCGGGAAAUGCGAAUGCAGCUAGCACGGCAGCAACAAAAGCUUUUGUCACUCGAAGCACAGUCCUUAGCAGGAUAUUCAUGCUCAACACCACCAUCCGCUACAUCUCUUCUUUCGACUCCUCCAACAUCUUUUCAACCAAACGAAAAGCGAUGGACCAGAAACUCUCUCUUUACUGCAAUUUAUCUCACUCCAGAGACCAAGUACAACGGAAAGAAGAUAGCCAUCACUGUCAGAACACUUUAUGAAAAUGUAAGAUCCCUGGAGUCAGAGAUAGAGAGAAUGAGAAAGGACCGCUCUUUGCUUAUAAAGCAGAAAGACGAUGCUAUUUGCAAGUUUUCAGAAAAAAGUGGGAAAAAAGCAACAACAGCAGAGACAAUAUUAACCAGAUCUAGCAUACGGCCAACGCAUGAAAAGUGGAAAAGUCCAAGUUUUCGAUCACCACUACCAAAGGCCAAGAAACGAAGCUUUUGGGACACUACUGCUGCUAACAGCCCAUCAGUUACUGCACUAAAUGGGAGAAAAACUAGAAGCCAUGUCAUGUCUGAACCCACACUUCUUCAGUCUGCUUGUCGAAAGGGAAAUACUUGGAAGUGACGGGGGAGAUUCAAGGACAGACUAGAACCCAUGUGACAGAAGGUCUGGUAUUUUUUGAAGACUUUGAACUGGCCGUGGCACAAACGAAAUUCCAUUAUUAAGUAUAUCUGUAAAUGAGAUAGAGAAUGAUAGUUUAUUAGGCUUAGUUAGGAGUAGAACCAGAGGGUAUUGAUACUUUUGAGAAAAUUCCGUGAUUAUUUUUAUUUCUCAUUGUAUUCAUUCAUUUUUUUCUUAUUUGAUUUGAGUGGUAUAUUAAAGCUCACCAAUUUCAAUAAAAUUAUGGUUGACAUGGAUUAUAAUAUA
Molecule: messenger RNA, 2325 nt
Organism: Cicer arietinum (chickpea)
Lineage: Eukaryota; Viridiplantae; Streptophyta; Magnoliopsida; Fabales; Fabaceae
Product: kinesin-like protein KIN-8A
Biological process (GO): microtubule-based movement
Molecular function (GO): ATP binding; microtubule binding; microtubule motor activity
Source: RefSeq, a predicted model, not a curated record